Molecule: messenger RNA, 1052 nt
Organism: Amblyraja radiata (thorny skate)
Lineage: Eukaryota; Metazoa; Chordata; Chondrichthyes; Rajiformes; Rajidae
Gene: zcchc17
Product: zinc finger, CCHC domain containing 17
Exons: 8
Coding region: 155-868 (237 amino acids)
Biological process (GO): RNA stabilization
Molecular function (GO): RNA binding; zinc ion binding
Source: RefSeq, a predicted model, not a curated record
AAGACCCUUCCCCAUUGGUUGUGUUUGGAGCGGAGAUCCUCUUGUGGAGAGAAAAAUGAAAGGAAAAAGUAUUUCUGGCAUAUAUGUAUAUCAUAGCUACUUUCUGAAGAAUUCUGCAAGAUCCCUUUUUUAGCAGACAACCUGUUGCAUAAAGAUGGAAGACAUACCUGAAAUAUACACUAUCUCCGAGGGCGAGGUUGCAACCGUAACAGAAUAUGGAGCAUUUAUUAAGAUUCCUGGUUGCAAACGGCAAGGUCUUGUCCACAAGUCACAAAUGUCAGCAGGACGGGUGGAUAAUCCAUCUGAGAUUGUGGAUGUUGGAGAGAGGGUCUGGGUUAAAGUAAUUGGGAAAGAGGUAAAGGAUGGCAAAGUCAAGAUCUCUCUUUCAAUGAAGUGUGUUAAUCAAGGAUCUGGGAUGGACAUCGAUCCAAAUAAUGUGGCUCUUGAUCAGGAAGAGAGGAGAAGACGCACGUUCAAGGACUUCACAACGCAAAGGAUAACACUUGAAGCUGUACUGAACACACUUUGCAAAAAGUGUGGAUGUAAAGGGCAUUUUGCGAAAGACUGCUUCAUGCAGCCUGGAGGUGUCAAAUAUAGUCUGAUUCCUGAUGAUGAAGUGGCAUUAGCAAACUGUUCCAGCCAGCCUGAAUGCCAACCUCCAAAGAAGAAAAAGAAGGUAAAAGAAAAGGAACAGAAGAAGAGCAAGGAAAAGAAAACUUCCUCCAAAUCUUCUUCGGAUACAUCAGAUACAAGCAGUGACCGAGACCGUGCAGAUAACCAAAGACACAAGCAUUCAAAAAAGACACAAAAAUCACAUAAAAAGAAACACAAAAAACACAAGCAUAAACGAUCCAAAAAGAAGGAAUAAGUAAGAACUGUAGAAAAUCUCAAAAUUGAUUUUUGAGAUCAAGGAUAUUUGUAUGUAAAUGUUAACACUCAAGAAAGCUAAUACUGUGGUUCCUUCCUUCCCUGUAAUUGAUGGCAAUGCAUUGUAUUUGAUUACAAGAUGAAAUAAAUUUGAAGUACACUGAAUAUAUUAUUCUGUUGUCAAA